Molecule: messenger RNA, 1650 nt
Organism: Carya illinoinensis
Lineage: Eukaryota; Viridiplantae; Streptophyta; Magnoliopsida; Fagales; Juglandaceae
Exons: 4
Coding region: 910-1650 (246 amino acids)
Source: RefSeq, a predicted model, not a curated record
UUCGAUACCAAAUAUCUGACGAAUAGAUAUGGGAUGUCAUUUGCAUCAUUUGUUGGUGUAAAGCACCACGACCAGUCAAAUCUUUUGAGAGCAGGAUUGAUAUCCAGUGAGGAUACGGCAACGUUUGUGUGGUUAUUCAAGAUUUGGUUACAAUGUAUGGAUGGUAUAACUCCUAGAGCUAUUAUCAUAAAUCAGGACUGAGCAAUGAAGAAUAUUAUUGCUAUUGUCUUCCCAAAAAGUCGACAUCGAUUUUGUUUAUGGCAUAUACUGAAAAAAGUCCCUAAAAAGCUUUCCUCCUAUUUUGCCUAUAAAAGUGGAAUGAAGAGUGCCUUGAUAAAAUGUGUGUAUGAUACCCAAAAUGUUGAAGAGUUUGAAAGCUCUUGGGAGCAGUUAAUCACCACUUACAACUUGGAAGAGAAUGCUUAGCUGCAAAGUUUAUACACUGAGCAUAAGCAUUGGGUAUCGGCAUUCUUGAAAGAUUCAUUUUGGGCGGGGAUGAGUACAACGUAGUGGAGCGAGAGCAUGAAUGCUUUUUUCUAUGGUUAUGUUCACGCUAAGACAAACUUGAAAGAGUUUGUCGACCAGUUUGACAACACAUUGAAGAAGAAAACUGAGAAUGAAAAUAGCUCUGACUUUCACUAAUUCAGCGUCACUAUUCCCUGCAAAUCUAGAUCUCCGAUCGAAAAGAAGUUUCAAGAAUUAUACACGAAUACAAAAUUCAAGAAAGUUCAGCGAGAACUUCAAUGUCUUAUUGAUUUGGCUCCAGAGUUACUUAAGAGAGAUGGUGCAGUAAAGACGUAUCUUGUAGAGGAUGAAGUUCAUGUGGAAGACUUCACUAAGUUAGUUACAUAUUCAGUGGACUUUUGUGAUGUGGAUACAGCUGCAAAGUGUUCAUGUGGGCUAUUUCAGAUGAGGGGUAUAUUGUGCAGGUAUAUUUUGGCUGUAUUUAAAUGUAAUGGUAUAAAAUUUUUGCCAAAUCAGUAUAUUUUAGACAGAUGGAGGAAGGACAUUAAGAGGAGGUACACGUUAAUCGACAGCAACUAUGACGCAGGGGUUCAGCGAGUAGAUGCUAACAGAUAUUCUACUCUAUUGAAUAUCUGUUAUAAGAUAAUUACUCACGCAGCGAGUUCAAAAAAACAUACUGAGGAUGCAACACAGAAGUUGCAUGCAAUGAUUGAGUUAUAUAGUGAGAACCAAGAACCUCCAUCUAGAACAUGCACGGGUUCCAAUGUUAUAAGUACGUUGCCAGAGAAUCCUACAUGUGCGGGCUCACAGAAAGUACUCAGUCCGCUAGUAGUAAGAGGGAAAGGCAAGCCACCAUCUCUGAGGAGAGCAUCGACAAUGGAAAAAGAGGUGAGGAAAGUUAAAGCGAAGGCGAAGAAAGCACCAGUCAAGGGAAAAUGUAAACAGAGAGAUGGAGGAGAUACACCAUUGCCGAACACGUGCAGGAAUUUAUUUGGCCCGUCAGAGGAAGAUAUAUCCAAUGUUGGAUUGAUGCAGCCUAUUGAAGAUAGUCCAGUUGUUGACAUUAGUGGAACCCAGCGCCAAGAAUCAAUGAUCGGGAGUCAAGAAAGCAUGCUAUUUGGGUUGGAUGGAUCACAACCGGUUGCGGUAGAUGGAUCACAACCGGCGAACCUCAAUGACUUUUAA